Magallana angulata is the source of this 1188-nucleotide messenger RNA. Its product is annotated as RNA transcription, translation and transport factor protein-like. Gene Ontology annotation, cellular component: tRNA-splicing ligase complex. The transcript is spliced from 8 exons. The coding region runs from base 98 to 835 and encodes 245 amino acids. Lineage: Eukaryota; Metazoa; Mollusca; Bivalvia; Ostreida; Ostreidae. The record is from RefSeq and is a predicted model, not a curated record. Gene Ontology annotation, biological process: tRNA splicing, via endonucleolytic cleavage and ligation. Gene Ontology annotation, molecular function: RNA binding.
CGUCGUGUAGACUCUAGAAUUAGCGAACGUUCACCAUAUCUGGUUUUAGCGGGGAGCAGAAACGUGGAUUGUGUAAUACAAACGUAUAAAAAAGGAAAUGUUUCGACGUAAAUUAUGUGCUCUCAGAUAUCACCAACCAGACACUUUCAAAGUGGAAGAUGAAGAUGAGUUUCGUAGUUUCAUCCUUUGGCUUGAAGAUCAGAAAAUCUGCCAUUACAAAAUAGAGGAUCGAGCUGGACUAAGAAAUAUCAAAAGCAGUGACUGGACUAAAGCAUAUGAAAGUUACCUUAAAGACUUGGGAUGUCCCUAUCAUCAGACAGAGAGGGUGAAUGUUGCCGGGUGGAUUCUAGGAUAUGCGAUCAGACUAGAGUAUGGAGAUAAUGUUGAGGAAUACAAAAAAGCCGAUCCUUCUAAUAUAGCUAUGACAGAGGCAGGCAGAGUCCCUUCCACAAAUCCCCUCGAUAAUUUGGAUUUCAAUGAUGCUGAUUUUAAGGCUGGUGUUACAUCUUUAUCCAUGAUCCUACAAAUCCCUCCACACACUGACCAUUUAGAACAAUUAAAGGCAAUUUGCAUGGUUGUGAGAGAUAGACUAUCCCAAGAAGCCCUCAAAAGAUUUUCUACAGAAUCAAAGGGUGAACAACUACCUCUGGAUCAGACAGAUUUAGGAUUUGACACUGGAGAUUACAUAAUAAAUGAAGCUGCCAAAAUCCUGAGACUUAUUCACAUCAAGAAUUUAAGAGACUUACAAACACAAAUAAAUUCUGCAAUAGUUGGUGUGCAGGCCCUAAUAGCAAAUCCAAAGACAGAUAGUAGGCUUGGAAAAGUGGGAUUUUGAACAUACUCUGCAAUUAAAUGGACUGUUAAUUGGACACAAAUGGAGAGGAUCAAGAAAUCAAGUCUCCGUUGUGUUUUUCCUGCAAAAUUAUGAGACUUAAGUAGUGCUUCAUCUACUUAUGAUAUUAUUAGCUGUAGGCUUUUUUACACUGCUAUCCAAGUGUUCCAAACAGUAAUUUCCUGCAGCUAAGUUCUAAUUUAGAUUUAUGUGUAUAAGUUGUUUUGAUUUAUACUGGCUAUUACAGUGUCUUGCAUUACAUUUACAUGUAACACAUGCACCGAUUAUAUGUGUAUGGUUGUGUAUAUACAUGAGAACUAGGGUAUUACUAUUAAAUAUGUUCUGUAUUAUCUCAA